CGCCUGGGGUGAGUGGGGGGGGGUCUGGAAUGUGACCUCGUAGCCGCACGUUUCGCCGCCGCUAAACUCGGCCCGGGCAGUCAUUCCACCCAGUUCACCACUCCGUUUCCAUCCACGUCGGCUGAUAGCCCCGUCGCUCCGCCCUGCAUGCUCGCUAAUGAGCUCCCCUACAGCCCCAACGCAUCGCUGGGGCUGCAGUUGCAUUUGAUGGCUGUGGAAAGACUCCAGCGAGCUGUCUCCGUGUGUGACCUCGCUUGGUGGAAACGGCAGAGCUGGAGCGGGUGGUGGUGGGGGUGCCGCGUGAGUUGGAACAUUUCGCGGGUCAGGAGGGGUUGUCCACACACAAGAAGAGCCGCGUCUUUCUGUCCUAUUUGCAGAAACCGAGUGAAGGUGGCGUCGUGAGUGUCCAUCCACCAAGGCUGGCACAGCGUCACGCACAGCCAGCGUCACGCACAGCCAGCGUCACUGUGUCCUCUCGCGUUGACCGUGUCUGUACAAAUAAUGACAGAAUGAUGCGGAGACGUUGGCCAGAGCAGAGCCGUCGCCACCGCCGCUGGCGCCGUAGCACGGAGCCCGCACGAUGGCACCACCCACGAGCUCGGGGACCGGGGAGGGCGUCCCCGACGGCGGCUGGGGCUGGCUCGUCCUCGCCGGCUCCGUCAUCUCCAUCGGAUUCUCCUACGCCACCCCCAAGGGGGUCACGGUCUACUACAAAGAGAUCCAGGAGGUGUUCGACACCACCUACAGCGAGAUCGCCUGGAUCUCCUCCAUCAUGCUCGCCUUCAUGUACGGCUGGGGUCCCGUGUGCGGGGUCCUCGUCAACAAGUUUGGCAGCCGGCCGGUGGUGAUCCUGGGCGGCAUCAUGGCUGGGGUCGGCAUGAUCAUCGCCUCCUUCGCCACGUCCAUCAUGCAGCUCUACAUCUGCCUCGGUGUCCUCGUAGGCAUGGGCCUGGCCUUCAACUUGCAGCCGUCGCUCACGAUGAUCGGGGUCUACUUCUACAAGCGGCGGCCAAUCGCCUACGCCGUGGGCAUGAUGGGCAGUCCGCUCUUGCUGAGUACGCUGGCACCACUCAACCAGUUCCUGCUCAACACCUUCGGCUGGCGCGGCAGCUUCCUCAUCCUGGGCGGGAUCCUCCUCAACUGCUGCGUGGCCGGCGCUCUCUUCCGCCCGCUUCAGUUGCCGGUCAAGAAGCCGACGGUCGAGGAGAAGAAGGCGGAGGAGGAGGUGCCAUUGGCGACCAUCGAAGGCAAGAAGGCGGAGGAGGUGGAGGAGGUGAAGAAGAAGAGCGCUUGCGGGAAGAUCACUGACCUCCUGGACCUCACUCUGUUUGUGCACCGGGGGUUCAUGAUCUACCUGGUGGGGAACGUGCUCAUGUACAUCGGGUUGCUGGUGCCCAUCGUGUUCCUCACGCCCUCCGCCAAGCACAUGGGCAUCGAGGAGUACUCGGCCGCCCUGCUGCUCACCGUGCUGGCCAUGGUGGACCUGGUGGCGCGGCCCGCAUGGGGCGCCAUCGCCAACUCACGCUGGCUCCGCCCGCAGAUCCACAACAUGCUGAGCCUCUCCAUCCUGCUGACGGGCGUGUGCGACCUGCUGUGCCCGCUGGCCACGGGAUUCUGGGGCCUGGCGGUGUUCGCCGUGGGCUUCGCCGUCUUCUACGGCCUGCUGUGCGCCGUGCUCUUCGAGGCGCUCAUGGACCUGGUCGGGGCGAAGCGCUUCCCCAGCGCGCUGGGACUCGUCACCAUGGCAGUGUGCUGCCCGCUGCUGGUGGGGCCGCCCUUCGGAGGCUGGCUGGUGGACAGGACCGGGAGCUACAACGCCAUGUACCUCACGUGCGGGGGCAUCAUGGUGCUGUCGGGACUCUUCCUGGGCGUCGGAAACUUCAUCCACUUCCGGCUGCUCCGGCGUGAGCAGCUGCAAGAGCAGAGCCAGGACCAGAAGGGCGACCUGGAGUUGUCGGGCACCAGGGCCGGUUCGGGCACCCUACACGGGGAGAGCGACCUCACGCACAGGAACGGCAAAAAGGAGACGGACGCUUAGGGGCGUCUGAUGUGUGAGCCCAGUAAACACCGCCAGCACCAACACCACCAGCAGCACCAACACCGCCAACACCGCCAGCACCGGCAGUAGCUCCACCACCGCCAGCAGCAGGAGCAGCAGCAGCAGCUCCGCAGCAGCAGAGUGCGACCCACAUCUCUCGUCCGUUCAGCACAUAAUUUUCGACCACCCAAGCACAAUGAGAUUUUAACUUUUACCAAAUAUCUGAGGCCACUCCCCUUUAACUUCCUCUGUAACAACAUUGUGUUUUUUUGUUAAACAUGUAUAUUUAUAUAUUUCUGGAUGCUGGCAACAACUGCAUCUUAAAUGUCAUAUCAGAUUGACGGCAAGAGAUGAAGAGACAUGUCCGUUCCGGAGUUCCUUCGGUGGGCAGGGCUCCAAGCCGUCACGGCAGGGAAUGAUGCUGAAGGCUACGCCACGGAACUCAUCCAGAGGCCUCUGCCACCCAACGCGAGUCAGUCGGCACUCUGUCACAGGGCCUCAGAGAGCGGGGGGAGUCGGGGGUCUAGGAGGGAAGUUUGCGCGUGGCCUCAGAUCCAAGGGGGUCUCAGAAAAGGCUCCAGAUCCAGCCUGCUAUGCCACACCGUGUAAGGAGAUGUAUCGCCUGUGUUACCCAGCAGACUCGAUAAAAAAUUCGAGUUCUCAAAAGCUCAACUUUAUCCAAGUCAAGGGUGAAGCCAAAUAAUAUUUGAUGGCUUUCAUUUGGACAGUAAUGGGUGACUGGUGCUGAGGCCGUGAGCCCGAUACUGUCCACACGGAGGCGGCUCCUACGGAGAGGAAUCCCACACCCAGCGCCGGGAGCCGCCCGGUGCUACGAGUCGCUUAGCCGCUCGGCCUCCUCGCUGGUUGUGAUGAUUCCCAUUCACCUUGUUGUUGUUGUUGUUCAUGCUGUGUUAGUGAAUAGGCAGUUUUGGUUACUGUUAGAUAUAGCAACCGAAGCAAACCGCAGGGUUUGCUUGGUCAGAAAAGCUGCCCCUGAAUAGUUGUCGAGGAGUGCAGCGGAGGAGGAGCGCAGCCCACGUGUCACAGUGCACGGACUCACGAGGUCGCCGGCUACGUCUGCCGGCGCGGCAGUCGAGACAACACAGGGCACGGCUUCUUCCACCUCCCCACCUCCUCUUCCAGGAUGUUUGACCAGUGUGGAAGAGUAGGCCAAUACCCUGUAGAGGGAGCCCUCUAGAGCUCCCUCUCGUGGAGGCCUUUCUGCCAGCAGUGGUGUGAACGAGAAAUGUCAGCGCUGCCCCUUUACCUUUCCCCUUGAUACAUCCAUCAGUGGAUCGACAAAGGGCUGUACAUAUUCAGUGUCGAGUACGUGGAGUGUGCAUCAUGCAAGGAAAACGUUUGAACUCAAGCCAAAUGGCUCGUGUCUGUGCGCCAUUGGGUCUGGGUUUAUGAAAACGGCCGUGCAUUUUGGGCUGGGGUUCAGCAACGGAACACUAAAUGUGUAACUGUGUCAACUUUCCGUGCGUUAGGGAUACAAAUGAUGCUAUUUAUAUUGUUAGGUCUCAACGAUAUGCUCACGUGCUCAAGCUAUUGUAAUAAAAAUGAGGAUUGUUCCACACGCUUCUUAA
Petromyzon marinus (sea lamprey) is the source of this 3627-nucleotide messenger RNA. Lineage: Eukaryota; Metazoa; Chordata; Hyperoartia; Petromyzontiformes; Petromyzontidae. The record is from RefSeq and is a predicted model, not a curated record.